AUGAAACGUCCUACAGCAAAUACCUUUGUCGUGGCAAGGCCACUGUACUCUGAGAAUACUUUUAAUGAGGAUAAUGAGAAAGUACACCGAUACCACAAAACAAUUUUGGAUCAUCUGGGGUUAUAUUUCAGUUGCUCUACAGAAAGGGUUAAGAAAAUGGUGUACUCUUUGUUUCCAAUUUUGACCUGGUUACCAGCUUAUCGCAUCAAGGAGUGGUUACUCAGUGAUAUUGUCUCUGGUGUCAGCACAGGUCUUGUUGGUGUUCUUCAAGGCCUUGCAUAUGCCCUUCUUGUAUCUGUUCCCCCUGGAUAUGGACUCUACGCAGCAUUUUUUCCCAUCAUAACUUAUUUCUUCCUUGGAACCUCUAGACAUAUAUCAGUUGGUCCCUUUCCAGUGCUGAGUUUGAUGGUGGGAACAGCAGUUAAUCGAUUAGUUUCUGAGGGUCCUGAUCGCAGUAACGGUACCUUUCCUGAAGGAUUAACAACAGCAGAAAAACAAGUCAUGGUGGCCGUUUCUGUAACACUACUUGCUGGCAUUUUUCAGUUGGCACUUGGAAUUCUUCAAGUAGGCUUUAUCGUGAUAUACUUAUCAGAUGCUUUAGUGAGUGGAUUCACCACAGCUGCAGCUGUCCAUGUCCUUGUAUCUCAACUGAAAUUCCUAUUUGGAGUUGUUGUGGAAGGACAAAGUGGCCCUCUGGCGCUUAUUUAUACUCUUAUAGAUGUGUUCAGCCAGAUCACGAAGACAAACGUAGCAGACCUUGUAACAUCCAUUAUUAUUAUGGUCGUUGUUUUUGCUGUGAAGGAAUUGAAUGAUCUAUUUAAAAAACGGCUUCCUGUUCCAAUACCAAUUGAGGUCAUCAUGACAAUCAUAGCAACAGGUGUGUCCUAUGCAUUCAACUUUCAAGACAAAUAUGGAGUGGAUAUUGUAGGAAAUAUAACCAAAGGUUAUGAACCUCCAAUGAUUCCUCCUCUGGGCCUCUUCAAGGAGAUAGUCAUGGAUGCCUUCUCUGUUGCAAUUGUUGGCUUUGCUGUUGCCUAUUCUGUUGCCAAAGUGUAUUCGACCAAAUAUGACUAUGCCUUAAAUGGAAACCAGGAGUUACUAGCAUUUGGAAUAAGUAAUGUCUUCUGUGGGGCCUUUCGAGGGUUUGCAGCCAGUACAGCUCUUUCAAGGUCUGCUGUUCAAGAAAGCACAGGAGGUAAAACACAGAUUGCUGGUCUCAUUUCAGCUGUGAUUGUAAUGAUUGUCAUUCUUGCACUUGGAUAUCUUCUGGGACCAUUACAAAAGUCUGUGCUGGCAGCUCUUGUGGUGAUCAAUUUGAAGGGCAUGUUAAUGCAGUUCUCAGAAAUUCGUCACUUGUGGAAAAAGGACAAGUAUGACUGUAUGGUGUGGGUGGUCAGUUUUAUUGUCGUAGUUCUGCUGGGACUUGAUCUCGGGCUUGCUGCUGCUGUUGGAUUUGAACUUUUAACAAUUAUAUUCAGGACACAGUUUCCACGAUGCUGUGUUUUGGGUAACAUCAAUGGGACAGAACUCUACAGAGACAGAAAAGAUUACAUAAAUAUCUAUGAACUAGAAGGAGUGAAGAUUUUCAGGUGUCCUUCUCCCAUCUUUUUUGCUAAUAUCGAUUUCUUCAAGGAAAAGCUGAUAGCUGCUGUUGGGUUUAAUCCACUGAGAGUACUUCGUAAGCGAAACAAAGCCAUUAGAAAAAUCAGAAAGCUUUUGAAGAAAGGAGAGCUGCAAGUAACAUCUAAAGGUUUUAUGACCUGUGCUGUUCUGAGCAAUGUUGACACAGAUGACGAAUUUGACAACAGAGUGAUAGAAGAGCUGGACAAGCCAACAGAUACUAAAGACUUACCAUUUCAGAUCAACUGGAACUCUGAGCUCCCUGCCAAUAUCCAAGUGCCUCCUGUCGAUUUCCACAGCAUAAUUAUUGACUUUGGAGCAGUCUCUUUUAUCGAUUACUCUGCCAUGAACAGCCUAAAAUCGACUUUCAAAGAAUUCAUUAGGGUGGAUGUGGAUAUUUAUAUAGUUGGCUGUGACAGCAAUAUUUUGGAAAAACUGGAAAGAUGUAAUUUUUUUGAUGACGAGAUAAAAACUUCAAUGUUCUUCCUCACUGUUCAUGAUGCUGUCCUGUAUAUAUUAAGCAAACAUGAUCCAUCAACUGCAACCAAUUAUAAGCCAAUAAAGGGUAGAAACAAUGGCAUGGUACAUCGUAACACUGAUAAUGGAGAAUUGAGAAACAGGGAAUGUUCAGUACCCAUUCAGACAAAAUUUUAAUUCUCCACAUGGACUACAGGAAGAUGAAGAAGAGUAUAAGAAAUAACACGUGGAUGAGAGUUGUACAGAGUGGUCAUACUGAAAUGAUUACUGUUCUGAUAACAGUAGCUGCAUUGCUAAAAACAAAUCAACUACAGCAAUUUCAGACUUGCAUAUUGGGAGUUCUGUGACUACUACAUGUUUGAAAACAUGCACUGCUGAUACAUGUCUGUACUGAAUGGACAAUAUAAGUCCUCAAGGGACUAUUUGUAAGAGUCACAUCUAAAGCUGAUGGUACAAAAGCAUACAUGCACCUCUAAAAAAACACUGGAUAUAAGAUAUUGUUUUACUUAUUUUAAAAAUAUAUUUUGAAGAUUUUCUAGUUGUUGACAGUUUCAUAUAUUUUAAAAGAGCAAAAUAUGUAAGUCCUUUAGUUGAUUUCUCUCUCAAAAUACUCAAGCUGUAAUCCUCCUGAUUUUGGUCACAAUUUUGUACUAUGGGUUAAAGCAUAUCUCAUAAAACUUGUAUUCUCCUGUUUCACUGUACAAUGCUAUUAUUAAUAUGACACAGCCUUGACUUCUCUCAAAUUGGAAUGAUCCAGGCUGCAUCAAGUAGAUUUUCAUAACCCUGGACACACAGUCCUGAAUCCAUAUUAGUGUUUCCUAACUUGAUUUGUUAUAAAAUGGAGAUUUGUAAGCAAACAUCUUUUAUCAAUAUACAAAAAAAAAUAAAGGCAUACUGUGUUGCAGAUCAUGCAAAACAUAACAGCUUGUGAUUUCCAACACAGUUUGAUAGCA
Messenger RNA from Protopterus annectens (West African lungfish), 3050 nucleotides. Its product is annotated as chloride anion exchanger-like. The record is from RefSeq and is a predicted model, not a curated record. NCBI's taxonomy places the organism in Eukaryota, Metazoa, Chordata, Ceratodontiformes, Protopteridae. The transcript is spliced from 20 exons. Gene Ontology annotation, molecular function: oxalate transmembrane transporter activity; bicarbonate transmembrane transporter activity; chloride transmembrane transporter activity. Gene Ontology annotation, cellular component: membrane. The coding region runs from base 1 to 2274 and encodes 757 amino acids. Gene Ontology annotation, biological process: transmembrane transport.